ACGCCAGCUAGGCCCGGCCGGCGCGGACGAAGCUGUGUAUAUAUUACCAGGGAGCACCAGCGUGCGGCCACGUACACGCCCGGCAGCGGCGAAAACAAGUCGAGAAAAUUCGGCAGCGUGCGCGGGUUCGCCUGUGUGUGUGUGUGUGUGUGUGUGUGUGUGUGUGUGUGUGUGAGAGAGAGAGAGAGAGAGAGAGAGAGAGAGAGAGAGAGAGAGAGAGAGAGAGAGAGCUGGGCGAUGGCAGCGGAGGGCCCGAAGAAGGCGGAGGCGCCGGCCGCGAAGGACGUGGCGGAGGGGAAGGCCGUCGUCCCGGCGCCCGGGCCGCCGGCUGGUGACUCCAAGGCCCUUGUCGUCGUCGACAAAGUAUCGACCUCAUCAUCAGAAGUUUCAUCGUUGCUGUCGGUUGAUGCAUCACCCUCCAAGGCCAUAGUACAUAUCCCAUCAUUGAUGCCGGCGUCAGUGAUGAAGCAAAGUCCGUCUGUCUUCUUCUUGGGUGUCUCAUCCUCGAAAUCUGAAUCGCUGGAGUCUGACGAGCCACCUGAAACAUACUGUCCAAGAGAAGAUAACAAAACAUUUGCAGCCUUAGCGACUUGCUUGUCAGAGUAUUUUUGUCCGCCUUUCUUCCAUUGCUUAUCCUUCUUCUUCUUCCUCUCCCUGAACUUCUCCUGGCGCCUGGAGGAGUUAUUGCCCUGCUCAAAAGAUCUCUGCUUGUUUGGGCAAUCAGCAGCAAAGUGUCCUCGCUCACCACAGUUGAAGCAACCAUCUGAACGUCUUCUAUUACGCCUGUUGUCAUACACACGCUUAAACUUGUUGGAGAGCAGUACAAGCUGAUCAUCAUCUAGCACCUCCAACUCCUCAUCUGCAACAUGACACAAAGAAGACAAAGCAAAACUGGAAACAUUUGGAUUAGCAUUAGUGUUAGUCUUAUUUCCAGAAACCAAAGCCAUUGGAACGUCAGAAGAAGAAGCAGCCAUGGGAUUUUUCAAUUUACGCUUAGAAACAAUUUCAAUCUCUUUUGAUUUGAGCUUACUGUAAAGCUCAUCAGUGGUGAGAGUUUCAUAACCUACAGAUUCAACGAUCGCCUCAACUUUCAUAUCCCAUUCAUCAUUAAGUGAAUGUAAUAAUCUGAGAGCCCUAGCAUGAUCAUCAUAAGGCAUAUUUCUAUUCAUGGCCUUCAUCUUAUUAACAAUCACUUGAAAACGUGCAAACAUGUCAUCAAUAGA
Molecule: messenger RNA, 1223 nt
Organism: Setaria italica (foxtail millet)
Lineage: Eukaryota; Viridiplantae; Streptophyta; Magnoliopsida; Poales; Poaceae
Product: remorin
Exons: 2
Coding region: 238-831 (197 amino acids)
Source: RefSeq, a predicted model, not a curated record